This is a messenger RNA of Uloborus diversus, 5965 nucleotides long. Its product is annotated as kinectin-like. Bases 138 to 3281 code for a protein of 1047 amino acids. Gene Ontology annotation, cellular component: endoplasmic reticulum membrane. Lineage: Eukaryota; Metazoa; Arthropoda; Arachnida; Araneae; Uloboridae. The record is from RefSeq and is a predicted model, not a curated record. The transcript is spliced from 16 exons.
CCCGCGGGAGGUUGUGCAUCGCUAGCGACCGGCAAAAAACAAAUUUCCUAUAAGAUUUUGAAUGGAAUUCUUAUUAGUUGGUCUAAAUUAUAGUUUCUUUACAUUUCAGUUUCUUUAGAUAUAUUUGCAGCUUUGUCAUGAAUUAUCAGCCAGCUUUUCAGAGUGUUAGUGAUUGGCUACAAAAUUCAAUGGCUUGGUUCUCUAAUUCCACAUCUGCUAUGGACCUCCAUACAGCUAUAAUUUGUGCUGGAGUUUUUGUGAUAUCUGCCUUGGUGGUAUAUUUGAUAUCUGUUUUUGGGAUGCGUGAGCGUACGUAUGAAGAGGCCAUAGAAGAACAGAGACGUAGAAACCAAGAAGCUCUACAGCAAGCAAAAACUGAUAAAAAUAAAAAAGAAAAGAAGUUUAAAAAAUGGGGUAAGAAAACAAAGGAAAAGAAUGAAGAAGAAAGAAAUCCUGGUUAUGAAGUUGAAAGUAAAUCUUCUGAAGAACUUGAUUCUAAAAUUGAAUUAUCUGAAAGUAACUGCACUACUAGUCAUUCAUUGCCUACUAGAGUUGCUCAUGUCAAGAAACCUCGUCAGAGAAAACAGGAUAAAGGAGAUGAAUGCCUUCAGCAGUUGUCAUCAUCUGAAGAAACCGAUGAACCCUCUUCAUUUAACAAUCCUCUUUGUAAUGACCAACCUUUUUGUGAAGACAAAAAGGUUUUAUCUGUGGAGACAAACUCAAGAUCUAAUGAUGAUUUCAAACUUCAAGCUGCUGAAGAAUCGACUGAACAUCUAGGGGAUUCUAAAGAAAAAACUGAGGAAAAUGAUUCUUCUAAACCUUGCAAAAAGUCUCCUGUAAAAAAGAACAAGAAAAAUAAAUCAGACAGCUUGGAAUCAACUGCAGAAAGCAUGGAUCCAAGAGAGAACAAAAUAAUUAAUGUCAUAAAAUCCGCUAAUCUUACUGAGGAGGAAAUACAGCACAUUGUAGAUGCCUUAAGUGGAAAACAAAGGGGUGUAAAUGCUGAAAAAAAGAAAAAUGACAGUGCUGUUCUAAAAAAACUAAUACAAGAAAAAGAAGAUGCCUUAAAAUCUGAACAGAAAUCAUGUCAGGCUGCCAAUGAAAGGAUAAAUGAAUUGCAGCAAGAAAUAAAUGAUAUUAAAGCUCAAGCGUCAGGAACUGAGAAAUCAUUGCGUGAAACUUUGAAGCAAGAACAGCAAGAAAUCAAGGCUUUGCACGCUAUGAUGCAACGUAAACAUGAUCAGUAUGCCUCCGAAAUGAAUUCUCUUCAAUCUAAGAUGCAACAGAUGAAGAAUAAAUUGAAAGAAGAGCAUGCGUUAGCUCUCCAGAGAUCUCAAGAAGAAAACAGCCAGCUACAAUCAUUAAACAGAAUAGAAUCAGAGAAGCAACAGCGAAGCACAAUGGAACUUUCCCGCUUACAGCAUGAAAUUGAACAGUUGCGUUCAUCUCGUGAAAAGUAUGAAACUCAUCAAGCAGCUAUGCAACAAAAUCAAGAAGAGCUCCACCAUCAAAUUCAGCAGUUAGAAAAACAUAUUGAGCAACUUGUUAAUUCUCAUCAGGAAGAAGAAUACAGUUAUAAACAAAGAAUCAACGAAAUGAGCAACAAAAUACAGCAAACUGAAAAUUCGAGAUCUUCACUGGUUCAGGAGUUGCAAAAUGCUCAAUCAGUUUGUAGUAGCUUGGAAGCAGAUAAUUCAUCACUCAGGCAAAGAUUAGAAGAAGCUAAGCACAAACUUAAUAGUUCUGAACAAGAAAUUAUGAAACUCCAAAACCGAUUGGAGGAGUCUAAUAGGCAGCAAAUCGAUCUAGGUAAUUGUCUUGAGAAAUUAAGGGAGGAAGUGAUGGAUCUUACAAGUGUAAAAUGUGAACAUCUUCAAGUUAUUCAGUCAUUAAAGAAAGAUAAUGAAGUCUUAGCCACACAAGUAACUCAGAAUAUAGAAAGAAUGGCAGGAGAUGGAACAGAUGAAAAGCAACAGACUUUGGAAUCACCAGAAAUGCAAUCAAUAAACAUGGAUGAGCAUAAUAGUGUAGUUCAUGAAAAAGAAAAUAUUAUUCAUCGUCUUUUGGAAGAGCUAGAGCAAUGCAGAUGUGAAGUUACUUCUUUGUCUAGUGAUCUUGUUGCUGAGAGACAGCUAAAUCAGAGUUUGGUUGAUAAAAAUAGUGGCUUAUCUGAAGCACUGAAAAAAGCAGAAGAAAGGCUACAAGAUGUUAUGAAAUCCUCAGAAGAAAAAGUACAAGAAGCUCAAAGAAAAGCUGAUAGUACUUCAAAAGAAAUGCAAAAUACUUUAAAUGAACAAAUUAAAGAAGUUGAACAUACAUUGCGAGAAAGCUAUUCAAAAGAGCUUGAUACUGUACGAGAAGAAGCAGAAAGUAUAAGAAAAGAAGCUGAGGAGAGAUUGUUAAAAGCUGAAAUACAAGCUAAUCUUAGAUUGGAAGAAUUUCAAGAAAGUUUGUAUGAAAGGCUAAAUCAAAUUAAUGUUGAGUCUGAAGCUAAAGUCAAAGAAGCCUUAGUAGAGAAAGAGAAAGCAGUAUGUGAUUUAGAAAAUUUUGCAUUAUCCUUAAGAGAAUUUCUUCAAAGAAUUUUUCCAAGUAUGAAAGUUCCUAAAUGUUCAGAUAACAAACUAUUAUGGUCACAAUAUGAAGCAGAAGUAAUUUCCCAUAUAAAAGCUUCAAAAUUAGAAGAUUUGAAUCAUGGUUCUAAAGACAUUGAUGGUUUGAUUAUGAAACUUGAAGAGAAUGAAAAAGAAAAGUCACGUUUAGAGUGCAAAAUCAAAAACUCUGAUUAUGUUUUAGCUGAAACGGAAAAAAUUUUGAAAAAUCUGCAGAGUAAUGUUGAGGAAGAAGAAAAGAAAUGGAAAAAAGAAUUGCAAAGUAAAAGUGAAAUUCUAACAGAAGCGUUAGAUGAAAAUGAAAAGCUGAAAUUGCAAAAUAGAACUCUACAAACAAAUCUGGAACAGCUCAAAGGCUUGAAAGAAAUGGAGGCAAAGCUUAUUGAAUUACAAUCAAGGCUACAAAUGGAGGAAAUUGAAAAAUUAACUUUGGUUCAGAAAAGUAAUGAAGCCCUUUAUGAAAUAGAAGAAUUGCGUUUGAAACUACAAAAAGAAGAGCUUGAAAAAAAAUUGCUUCAAGAAAAAUUAGGUGUUAUUGAUUCCUUAGCAACUUCAAUUUCUGUUUCUGAUAACACUCUUAUGCAAAUUCCUGAAGUCAAUUCUAAUAUUAUACCAAAUAAAUCUGAAAAAAGGAAAAAGUCGAGAAAAAGGGGUGCUUCUGGGAAAAAGUAACUUUUUGUUGAGACCAAUAAGUCCCUCCACAGAAUGCAGUGUAAUAAAUCAGAUGGUGCUUAGCUUAGAUUUGUUUAGUCAGCAAUCACUAGUUCUACUGUGCAUUUAUAUAAAAGAUUGUAUUCUAGAAAUGUAAAAAUGAAGCAUUUAUCUGUACACAGAAAUUUGCUGUGUUUGCUUCUGUUUUUGUUUUUUCAUACUCACUUUUUUAUAGUGUAACUGUUUUGUGUAAUUUACAUUGUUGCAUUGUCAGAAAUCACAAACUGCAAUUUGUAAUUUAUUUAAGGCAUGAUAGGGCACAUCCUAGUAGCUUUAAUUAUGUUUAAUUGAGCUAAACAAGUCUAAAAAAUGUGAAAUUCCUGUCUGAAUCAGGUGAUUUAAUCUAGAUUGUUAUUUUUGUCACUGUUUUUGAUUUUCUGGAAUUUAUUUUAGAAACUAUAUGAGCGCAGAAUCCAUAGAUGUAAAAUAUGAAACAUUUCAUUCAGGUGAAGAAUAUAAUAUUUUCAAACUAGAGAGUCGAAAUUUGUUCUCAUUUCCAAGUUUCUAUACUUCUAUUUUAUUUAUUUAUUUGUGUGUGUGUGUGUGUGUAGAAAUUACUAUUUUCAUUUUCUUGUUAUCAGUUAUUGUUUGGGUUUAUAUGUGAUUACAUUUUUAAGUAUUUUGCUUUUUUAUUUAUUUAUUUAUUUUUUUUUCUUUAUUAGGGAGCCUAAACUUUAAAUAAAAAAAAAACUUGGGUUUACAUCAAAAAUAAAGGAUUGAGUAAUAUUUAACUUGUGAAAUUUUCAGAAUUAUUUGUUGACGUCAGUAUGCAUGAAUUAGUCUUUAAACUGUCAAUUCUAAUCUGGUAAUCCUAUUUUCUAGUCAUCACGAAAAUAUGUACAUUCAUUUGUCUUUCUGUAUUUAUUCAUCUAGUUAAAAAAGAAAAAGUCAUAUUUCCAAUGAUAGGGACACAUUACAUGCAAAUUUUAAAGUAAAUUUAUCUUCUUUCACGUGAAAAUGUUGAAUUUUAAAUAUUGCCUGAAGUGUUACAUUUUUUAAUGCAUUUAAACUACUACUUAAUUGUGUUAUUUUAUUACUAUUUAUAUAAACUUCUAUUUUGAAGUUUUUGUAUUGUUGAGUUAUAAGGAAAGAACUGUUUUUAUGAUGAAUUAAAGAAUUAAUAUUGUUGUGAUAACACUACCAAAACUAAUAUACUUGGAACUUUUACUCUGAAUUAUUAAUUAUUGUUGCUUAUUGUGAAGUGUUUUUUUUAUUUAUUAAAAAAAUUACUCAAAAAAGCCUGUAUGAUUACUACAUUGAAUUUCACCUUAUUAUGAAAGGGGGCAAUGGAUGUUUAAAAAUUAUUCCAAAAAGUCUGAUUUUAAUUACUAUACCAUAAGCUUGUCGUCACAUUUUGAAUAUUUACUGAUAUUUCUGAUGCAGUUAGAGACUUUCUAAUUCCAAACUUUUGUUGCACAUAAUAAGAGGUUCAUUCAUUUUGAAUUUCUUGUAGUAACACCUAAACUUGAUUAAGUAAACUUCUGCUUUAUAUUCAAUGUAUACGAUAAAUUCUCAACUCCUGAUUGUAAAUUUUAAGCUAAAAAUUACAUGUGAUUAAAUUAAGUUUUUAAGCAAUUUUGUCUUGAAAUGCUUAAAGUUAGUCUUUGAAUUUUAAGAGCAUCUACAUUUAUCUAGUGGUUUAUUGAUGAGUGAUAUUUUAUCUUUCUUUAUUUAACUACAUUUUGCAUUAAAGUUUUGUGAUAUUUUGACAAUAUACUUCAUUGCUCUUAAAAUUGUUUUAAAAUUCAAAAAAUGCUGUGAAAUUUUUUUCCUAUGCUUUUUUAUUCUAAUGCAGAAACAUUUUUUUCCUCAGUAAAGAAUAUUAGUGUUUAAUUGUUUCACUAAUAGGUCGUUUAAGGUAAGUCGAUGAGCACUGUAUUGACUUUGAAAGUAUGAUGUUGCUUAGUUACAAAAGCAGUCUGACAUGCUAGAGUUUUAACAUAAUUUACAAAAUUUAGUAUAAUGCAUAAAGCUUUAAAUUUCCAGUGUAAACUAGUCAAAUUUGUUAAGAAUGUUUGCAAUUCUUUAGGCAUACCCAAUUAGUGUUUACUAUUGGGAUUUAUGAAAAGUUACUCAUAUUUAUAUAGGCCAACUAUUAUUUACAUGGUUGGUGUUACUAAAAUUGAUCUAGAUAACAUAUAUGAAACUGGAGAAAAGAAAUGGCUUUCAUCAACAAGAAAUGCUUCGUUAAAAAUGAUUGUUUAAAGUUUCUUCCCGUUGGGAAAUGUUUACUUUUAAAAUUAUACACUAUAUUUAUUAUUUUCUUUUUAAUUCGUGUAAAUAUUUAAAUCUUUCAUAUACUGUCCCCCCCCCCCCCCUUUACUUUUCUUUUCUUUAAAACAUAUCCUUUUCAUCGGAGGUGCUUUUAAUGAUCUUACAGUAAGUUACAAAGCUAUUGAAUUGAGCUAAAUAGGAAUAAUGAAAAACCAACUGUUGAUUCUGUUUGGUACUCUUCUCUGAUUGGUGGCACAUUUUUUUCUUGGCGAUUAUUUUUUAGUUUACUUUUAGCUACCAUGUUUUAUCGAAGUUGCAAUACAACUACUUAUACAACUACUUGUUUGGCAAUACAUUGCACUAUGUUGUCUUUUUAAUGAACUUUUCAGCAAAAUAAACCUUUGAAAAAGGUUUAAAAUGAAAAGUAAUGC